UCUAAAAUCCACAUACAGAGGUGCUCUGGACUCCCUUGGUUGUUUACCUUAGUUCUAAACACUGCUCCUGCUCUUCAGGACAGCAUGAGUUAUCCAUUGGUGAUUCUGCUCUGUGUGGGACUUCUGCACCAGACGACAAGGGCCAUCCAGAUGGAUAAACUGGCAGACAGCAAAUCCUGUGCAGAUGCAGAAUGCUCAUAUGUUCUCUCCAUGGCCACGGCCUUGGAUGACUUCAUUGCUCCUGACUGCAGAUUCAUCAACAUCAGAAAGGGUCAGAUGGUCUAUGUGUAUUCUAAACUCACACCAGAGGAGGGUGCUGGAGUCUUCUGGUCUGGAAGUGUUUACAGUGAGAGGUACGUGGACCAGAUGGGCAUUAUUGGACACUUUCCUGCAACUGUGGUGAAGGAGACUCAGAAGUUUAUGGAAGACACAGUGAAGAUUCCCACAAGUGACGCAGACUUCUACUGUUACUAAGGCCCUGCUUCUUUCUCUGCAAGUUGGUCCUUUAUAUAUCUUCACAUUUGUAAAGGACGAUACAGACCUGGAAAAUCUUAGCCCUGCAAUGACCCCAGUCUGCAUUUAGUCAUACUCUCUUUCUCUUCAAAGAUAUUUUUGAUCCAUUUUUUUUUCCUAAUCAAUACACCAUGAAAGUACUUGGAAAUAUAAGACUUAGACAUCCUGAUUAAAUCCCAUUUUAUGCCAGUUUAUCAUGUAUCCCGUAGACAAGAGGUAAAGGCAGUAAUAAUCCUCUCCAGUUGUAAAUAUACAUUCAAAUUUGAUAUACGUUCAUGCUUUUGUCAUUUGCAUGUCUUUAUAUUGUUGUGACCCUUUCAAAUAGAAAUUGAAAACUGUAACUGAUUAUACUCUCAGAUAUGGUGAUUUUUUUUUUUCAGAUAACAUGCAGUAUGAACAAUAAAUAAAAUAGCAAAAAAAGCACUUAAAAGAGAAAUUAUUUCAACCUUUUUUGACUGAAAAUGUCAUCAUUUUUGCAUAAAUUUUGGAACAAAUUAUUCAAGCUCUUUCAUGCAUUCAAAACCCAUUAUUUUCCAAAAUAUUUUAAAUUAGUACAACAAUUUAUAAAUCUAUCAACAUCAAUAUAUUUAUUUUUUACAAAAAACCCUGAGUGAAAACAGAUUCCUGCAAAGUUAUGUCAAUUAAAUAAAAUAUGUAAUAAAAAUAAGUGACUAUGUACUGUAAAAAUCCAUCCCCUUCAAAGUGACUGGCCUAUUUUAACAAAGGUCAAGCAAAUCGGUGCUAAUAGUUUCACAAUUAGUGAAACGGGGAUCACCUGAGUGCAAUGAAUGCGCAAGUGAUGGUAUAAAACACCUGUGUAUUGGAGGUCCAGUCACUGGUUAAUCGGUAUUCCUGGCUACCAUUAUACCAUGAAGACAAGAGAACACUCCAAGCGACUCAGAGAAAAAGUUAUUAAAACGUAUAAGUCAGGGGAUGGAUACAAAAAUUUCCAAGGCACUGAUCAUCCCCCGGAGUUCAGUGAAAAUCAUCAAAAAACAGAAGUUCUAUGGCACGUGCAAAUCUACCUAGAAUAGGCCGUCCACACAAACUGAGUGACCAUGCAGGAAGGAGACUAGUGAGAGAGGCCACCAAGACACCUAUGACUACUCUGAAGGAGUUACAAGCUUCAGCUGCUGUGAUGGGUGAGACUCUGCAUACGACAAUUGCCUGGGUUCUCCACCAGUCAAAGCUUUAUUA
Messenger RNA from Cheilinus undulatus (humphead wrasse), 1710 nucleotides. RefSeq names its product otoraplin-like. Gene Ontology annotation, molecular function: protein binding. The record is from RefSeq and is a predicted model, not a curated record. Bases 85 to 474 code for a protein of 129 amino acids. The transcript has 4 exons. Gene Ontology annotation, biological process: cartilage condensation. NCBI's taxonomy places the organism in Eukaryota, Metazoa, Chordata, Actinopteri, Labriformes, Labridae.